Centruroides sculpturatus (bark scorpion) is the source of this 2365-nucleotide messenger RNA. Its product is annotated as neprilysin-2-like. The record is from RefSeq and is a predicted model, not a curated record. Gene Ontology annotation, molecular function: metalloendopeptidase activity. Gene Ontology annotation, cellular component: plasma membrane. The coding region runs from base 189 to 2321 and encodes 710 amino acids. Lineage: Eukaryota; Metazoa; Arthropoda; Arachnida; Scorpiones; Buthidae. Gene Ontology annotation, biological process: protein processing. The transcript has 21 exons.
AACGACGAUAAUGACAUAAACUGCGAACAGCUGUUCUUGACUGUUUUCAAUAGAAUGUCAAGAAUGAAAAUCGAAUUGUCAAUCGAGAUUAUCAGCGAUUGAUGAAUUAUUGAUUCGUAAAUCAUUGGAAUAAGUAAAGCAACAAUAAAUUAUGUCGAAUAAAAUUUGAUUUCUAAUUAAUAUCAAAUAUGAAAGGACGUUUUCGCCAUUUUCUGUACUCUUUUCUACUAUAUUUUCUAAGUAAUUCAGAUGUCAACUUUGCAAGAGAAGAUUCGAAGAUUUGUAAUAGUCCAGAAUGUGUUUUUGUAGCCGCUGAUCUAUUGACCUACAUGGACCACAAUGUCGAUCCUUGUAAAGAUUUCUAUUCUUUUGCUUGUGGUCGAUGGGAAAAAUCAAAUCCCAACAUAACAUCUGUCACCACAAGACUAACAGAAAUGAAUAAAAAUAUGCAUUUUCGACUAAAAAAUCUUUUAGAAUCUUCCGAUAAUUCCUCUGAACCGAAUCAUUGGAAAAAGGCCAAAAAGUUUUACAGGACUUGUUUAAAUUUAGAUAAGAGAGAAAAGUUAGAUAAACGUUUGUUUAUAAAUGAUAUCAAACAAUUGGGUGGUUGGCCAGUUUUAGAAAAUGUAAAUUGGAAAGAGGAUUCUUUUGAUUGGAUACAAACUUUACAGAUGAUGUUUGAAAUGGGAUACAACAAAAACAUUCUCCUGAAAAUCUCUAUAGGAGCGGAUUAUAAAAACACUUCGAUAAGAAGAAUUUUUAUCGAUCAACCUAUAUUUGGGAUGAAAAAACAAUUAUUUUUUCAUGAAAAAUAUGUUGAUUCUUAUAUGAAAAUGAUCGUGGAAAUGGUGACUUUAUUGAAACCUCGUGCCGAUGUCGACAAUAUAGCAAUAGAAAUGGCUAGUGCCUUAGAUGUAGAACGUCAACUGGCACAGUUUGCACUUCCCAUUCCGAACAAGAGGACUCCACAAGAAAGUUAUAACCUAGUAAAGAUUAGACAGUUAAUGGAAUUUAUGCCACAAAUAGAUUGGUUGAGACUUCUCAAUGCCUUCUUACCAGACGUAAUAUUAACAUUAAAUGAUCAAGUUGUUGUAAAAGAACCCAAGUUUUUGAGACAAUUCGGUAUAUUUAUGAAAAGAUUAGAUAAAGAAAGGAGAAGAGAUCUUGCCAAUUAUAUGUUUUAUCGUGUGGUCAUUGCUAAUGCCAUCAAUUUACCAAAGCUCUUUCGAUGGUCGUAUUUUGAUUUUCGCAGCGAACUUGUGAAUAAGGAAAUUCAUCCUCCAGUUUGGUCUCUUUGUAUUCAUGCAACAACAACAAUAUUCAGCUACAGUGCAUCGUCCAUUUAUGCAAAGAAAUAUUUCCGAAAAGAAACAAAGGAAGCUGUGAAAGAAAUGGUAAGAAGAAUUCAAGAAAGGCUAAUAUGUAUUCUUAAGCAAGUAAAAUGGAUGGACAGCACAACUCGUAGUAGAGCGUUAGAAAAGGCUCACGCAAUGUCGAUCGUAAUUGGUUGUUCGGAUGAUAUUUUUAAUGACUCGCAGUUAAAUAAACAUUACGAAAAGAUAAUAAUUGGGAAUUCUCAUUACGAAAACGUACAAAAUGCUAGAAAAUAUCAGUAUCAAAAGCUGAUGGAAGGUUUGAACAAACCAAUUAACAAAGCUAUUUUAAGGGGACAUACAAGAAUUCUAAUGGCUAAUGCAUAUUAUUCUCCAUUUUUAAAUACCAUGAAUAUACCUGUUGGAAUCCUUCAAGACGUUAUAUUUAACGAACACUAUCCACGUUACAUAAAUUACGGCCGCUUAGGAAGUAUAGUAGGACACGAAAUGACUCACGCUUUCGACAAUAAAGGAGCCUGGUAUGAUAAAAACGGAAAUUGGAAAUUAUGGUGGGCUGACGACACAUAUCAAAAGUUCAUGAAGACGUCCGAAUGUCUGGUCAAACAAUAUAAUCGAUUUUAUAUUACUGAAUUACAUCGGAAGUUAAAUGGUACCCAGACGUUAGGAGAAAAUAUUGCAGACAAUUGUGGAGUUAGAGAAUCGUAUUUGGCAUAUAGAACAUGGGUUUCGGAUCAUCGCAUUUCAGAACCGAAGCUUCCAGGCUUGGAUUAUACUCCCAAUCAGUUAUUUUGGAUAUCUUACGCCACUGGUUGGUGCAGUUCUUAUUCCAGGAACAAUCUUCGGAGUAGAGUGCUUUACGAUGUUCAUCCUCCAGCUAGAAAUAGGAUUUUAGCUACUCUUUCAAAUUCCAAGGAUUUUGCCAAGGAUUUUAACUGUCCAGUUGAAUCUCCUCUUAAUCCAACUACCAAGUGCACUGUCUGGAUAUAAAAUUUAAUAAAAAUUAAUACUAAUUAUAUUUAUUUAAUAAAUAU